Messenger RNA from Hypomesus transpacificus, 588 nucleotides. RefSeq names its product ring-box 1, E3 ubiquitin protein ligase (gene rbx1). The transcript has 5 exons. The coding region runs from base 45 to 371 and encodes 108 amino acids. The record is from RefSeq and is a predicted model, not a curated record. NCBI's taxonomy places the organism in Eukaryota, Metazoa, Chordata, Actinopteri, Osmeriformes, Osmeridae. Gene Ontology annotation, biological process: protein ubiquitination; ubiquitin-dependent protein catabolic process. Gene Ontology annotation, molecular function: zinc ion binding; cullin family protein binding; ubiquitin protein ligase activity. Gene Ontology annotation, cellular component: cullin-RING ubiquitin ligase complex; nucleus.
CGUCUCGCGCAUUCUAUACUACUUCAACUACUUUCAGAGUCAAGAUGGCUGCAGCUAUGGAUGUUGAUACCCCAAGUGGCACAAACAGUGGAGCGAGCAAGAAACGUUUCGAAGUGAAGAAGUGGAAUGCUGUUGCACUCUGGGCAUGGGACAUUGUUGUGGACAACUGUGCCAUCUGCCGAAACCACAUCAUGGAUCUCUGUAUAGAGUGCCAGGCCAACCAGGCUUCUGCCACGUCUGAGGAAUGCACAGUAGCCUGGGGAGUCUGCAAUCAUGCGUUCCAUUUCCACUGUAUCUCCCGUUGGCUGAAGACUAGGCAGGUGUGCCCUCUGGACAACAGAGAGUGGGAGUUUCAGAAGUAUGGACACUAGGUGCAACCCUCUGGACUCUGCCUCCUCUGCCAGGUUCACGCUUAGGCUAUUGUUGUUUUGCCCUUCCUUUGUAUCUCUCUCACUGCAACCAGUCUAUCAAAGGACAUUAUUCCACAUCUUCCCCUGUCAUUGUUUUAGGUUAGCUAAAACAACCUUUUUUUAAGUUGGAAUUUGCAAUGUUGUUGUAAAUUAUAAUUAAACAUUGAUGUUUGGCCAA